Molecule: messenger RNA, 2011 nt
Organism: Python bivittatus (Burmese python)
Lineage: Eukaryota; Metazoa; Chordata; Lepidosauria; Squamata; Pythonidae
Source: RefSeq, a predicted model, not a curated record
UGCCAACGGACAAAGGGACCUUAUUGAAUCCUACAGUGUUAAAAAAAGACAUUUUAUUGGGAACACAAGCAUGCAUUCCUGCUUGGCAUUUAUCAUGGCAAACCAUGGAAAAGUAAAACCAAACGAUAUUGUGUUUGAUCCUUUUGUGGGGACAGGUGGACUUCUUAUAGCUUCUGCACACUUUGGAGCAUAUGUUUGUGGCACAGAUAUAGAUUAUAACAUAGUACAUGGGUUGGGCAAAGCUAGUAGAAAGAAUCAAAAGUGGAGAGGACCUGAUGAAAAUAUCAGAGCCAACCUUCGCCAGUAUGGUUUGGAGAAGUACUACCUUGACAUAUUUGUUUCUGAUGCAUCAAAACCCAUAUGGAGGAAGGGAGUGCAGUUUGAUGCAAUAAUUACAGACCCACCAUAUGGCAUUCGAGAAGCCACCAGAAAAAUUGGUUCACAGAAGGAAACAGCAAAAAUGACUGAAAAAAGCUCUGAAAAUCACAACCUCGUUUCUUCAAAUUAUCAACUGAGUGAUAUAAUCUUUGACCUGUUAAAACUUGCGGCAGAGUAUCUGGUGGUUAGAGGAAGAUUGGUCUACUGGCUGCCUGUGUACAAACCAGAAUAUACAGAAGAGAUUAUACCUCAGCACCCUUGCCUGAAACUCGUUAGCAACUGUGAGCAGGCGCUUUCCAACCACACAUCAAGAUACCUGAUAACCAUGGAAAAGGUGAAGGAAUUUGAGAAAAUAAUUCUCCCUCUAUGAUGAGUGAUACUGUUUGCUAAAGGUGAGAGAAAUCUCCAUUUUGACUCAGCUGCAAACAGAAGAUGCAGUUGAGGCUCUGUCUUAGCGCCUGGAGGCUGUUAGGCUCUGGAUGGGGAGGAUCAGGCUUAGACCAAUCCUAACAAGAAGAACCUGCUUGGGGUAAGGAAUCCAAUCAGUACCAGUAGAGUUCCAUAUUUGGUCUGGGAUUGUUCCCAGCGCAGAGCAGGUCUUUGUGUAUCUUCUUUAAACAGUUUCCUCUUGUGCAUCUGCUACAGGUAUUCCUUAGAUGAGGAGGCAUUGUUGACAGUCACUUGUGCCAAUUUGUUCUACAGAGGGCUUCCCUGGAAGAUCAGUCAGAAAUUUCAGCUGGUCUGGAAUGUAGCUGCUUCAGGAGUAAUGGGUUCAGUGUCAUUUGCUAAUGUAACUCCUCUACUUGAAGAGCCACACUGGUUACUAUUAGGCUUCUGGGCGCAAUUCAAGGCAUUGAUUGUCACCUUUAAAACCCUCCACAGCUUACAACCUAAUAUCUUUUGAGACCACUUACUCCAAAUGGAAAAUGCUUGCCCAGUAAAUCUGGGGGAAAGGUUUGCUGUUGGCUUUUUAAAUCAGUAGUAUAUUUGUAAAUUUAGCCAAUAUUAUAAGCAUAACUUAUUUUGGGGGAGGGGGGAAAUGCUCAGAUAAAACUGAAUUCUGAGAUGGCUUGUCAGGAUUUAUCAUCCCAACUUGGAGCAAGUGGAGUGUGCUAGACAAAUUGGACAUGUAUGGAUAUUUGUUUCUCUUCGACAUCGUUCCUAGUCAAAUAUAAUGGUGUGAAGAUUGAGAUGGAUAUGGAAAAUUAAAAAGCCAUUUGUCUGAUUCUGUCCCUGAAUUGAAUGUAUUUUACAGGUGUGCUUAUGGUAGAAACAGUGCCAUGCAGCCAGCUGCUUAAGACAGGUAAAUUACAUAAUUUUCAGAUCCGGGGGGUUUAUUUUCCAUUCAUGAUUCAAUUUCCUUUUCCAAGAAUGCAAUUACUUUUCACUAAGAAAAAUAUAAACAAUAAAUUCUUCUGCAGUUUUAUUUGACUAGGAAGAAAGUUUGAAAUGCCAAAUCCUAACCUUGUUUUAACUCUUAUGUGGCUCAAUCUUAAUUUUCCUAAACUGCAGGAAGAUCUUUAAGACAACUUUUUUAUAUUGUCUUGAUUCUAAUCCCAGAAUUCAAUUCUAUGAAGGAUAUGAUAAGAAAAAAAAACCAAGUGCCUGUUUUUGUGUUUUGGCUUUUUCACAG